AUGGGCCACCAGCCUCUCCCUCACGAAUAUCGAUCAUUAUGGGAGGACCCCUCAGGAAGGACCGAGCUGGAGAUCACCAGGCAUCCGAAUCUUGAUUCCUCUUUACAGAAUGAUCAAAAACAGAAGGCCUCACCAGGCCAGGAAGAUAAUCUAUCAACUCGCCGCUCAAAGAAAUUCCUACCUCAGCCAAUUGAAACCUCAUCACGAAGCUAUAAUGCCACACCCAUCACCGCAACCCCCGAAAGCAGAGAUAGUUCGAGGAAGACAAAUAGUCCCUAUAAAAUUGAACCUUCAACAGCUGAGAGCCAGCCUCGUCGUCGGAUUUUACCCCAACCGAUUGAAACAACCGUGGCCAGCCGGGGACCAUCGCGACCGCAGGAAAAUCGAUCCCCUAUUGCUUCUGGCCCAAGAAGAUUCAAACCGGACUUAAUUGAAACGGACCAUCGUUCUGUCAAAGGAAAACUUGGAGAAUCUUCUCGCGUCAAUGCUCGAGAGCUUACUGUAGAAAACUCGGGCUCACUCUUUCGGCCAAGCCCUCGACGGAAUACUACCCCUCAUCCAACCGAGUCAAGAUUUUCAUAUUUGAGCAUCCUUCGUCGCCAAGAACCACGGAGGCAUUCAUUCCGUAUCCCGAAUCUUCCGUCUAUUCCGUCAAAUGACAGUGAAGACUCCGAAGGGUCCGCCGGCUCGCCUACCUCAUCCUCUCCAACCCACCGACCCCAGAGAGGCACAGAUGGCAAGCUUGACACACUACUUCGAGAAAGCCAUAAUGUGGAAUUUUCAGAAUACCUGCUUUCUGUGGCCGCUCGUUCAGCGCAUAGGCAGCUCAAGGAGCAGGCACUGGCGGCUUUCCCCAACGAACAAGUAUAUGAGCCUGUGGAUCAUUUUGGAGUCGACGAUGAUGAGUGUGACUCCGAAGAUCAAUAUUCCAUGUAUCCUUCAAAGAAUCACCUAAAAUCCCGACGUCAAUCCUCUGAAGACCUCUCCUGGGAGCUAGAGUAUAUGCGACAGCACAAGGAGGAGGCUGAACAGCGUCUGAGAGCGAUGGGUACCUCGGGUAAGCCUAAACCAGCGCCAACUGAAACAAAGCCAGAGCCAAAGAAUCUGGGCCCAAGUCCUCCUAUGCUUGGAGGUGAUAUUAUUCUGCCCUGGAGCCUUUCUCCAGACGGGACUCUCUGUGAGAACACAAGCGAUAGGGAUGCUGCUCAGACAGCAGAAGAUCGGUGCACUGACUGUGGGGGUCUCUGGUGUGCAGAGAAUCAAGGGGACGGUGGUCGAGGGGCGGGACUAUGGAUGGGUACCUGUCGUAAAGCCGAUGGCCCCGAACGCGACUCACAUCUCAUUUCCGGUAUCAUGACUCCAAUGAUUCAAGACUACGAGACUGAGUCGAACCCCAGCCCUCGACCCAACGCUUCCAUGAGUCAAAAUGACGACAGAGGCACGUUGAGGUCACAAUUUGGUGCUAGUACCAACCUUUCUCAGAGCCUGGAUGAUGAAUUCAAUGAUGGCUUUGUCACACAAAUCUACAAUUAUCUGUCCUUGGGUUAUCCCUGUGUGGCGCGCUAUUAUGACUUUGAACUCGGUCGAAUUUCCGGGAUCCCAGUGGAAAAUCUCCGACGAGAUGAUCUCCAAACCGACGCAAGAGGCUAUGUUGUUGCCCCAGAGAACAAUGGUGCAGUGCCUUGUGUGCGAUGGAAGGCUCUCCGUCUCUACAUCAGGGAAUGGGCCCGGCAACAGCCCAAAAUGGCAGAGGAUGAAAAUACCCUUGAAGCUUGGGGAGUACCGGAACGAAGGGGUAGUUGGGCCAUUUGA
This is a messenger RNA of Penicillium odoratum, 1812 nucleotides long. RefSeq lists its product as uncharacterized. Lineage: Eukaryota; Fungi; Ascomycota; Eurotiomycetes; Eurotiales; Aspergillaceae. The transcript has a single exon. Bases 1 to 1812 code for a protein of 603 amino acids. The record is from RefSeq and is a predicted model, not a curated record.